GAAGGCCCCCCUAAACAACCAUAACCAAACACUCACCUUUCCUUUGCCUUCCCUUUAUCCGUCUCUCUCUCUCUCUCUCUCUCACACACACACACACACAGAGACACACACUCACAAGCCUAAUGGAGAAGAAAGAAGAUCAACAAGAAUUCAUUUUCCGAUCAAAACUUCCAGAUAUCUACAUCCCAAAUCAUCUACCAUUGCACUCCUAUUGCUUUGAAAACAUAUCCCAAUUCAGCUCUCGUCCCUGCGUGAUCAACGGAUCCACCGGCGAAAUAUACAGCUACUCCGAUGUUGAACUCACCGCUCGGAAAGUCGCCGCCGGCCUCAACAAAAUCGGGAUCCAACAAGGUGACGUCAUCAUGCUUUUACUCCAGAACUCGCCGGAAUUCGUAUUCGCCUUCCUCGGCGCCUCCUACCGUGGAGCCAUAUCCACGACGGCGAACCCGUUUUACACUCCGGCGGAGAUUGCAAAACAGGGGAAAGCAUCCAAAACCAAGCUUAUAAUCACACAAGCUUGUUAUUUCGAUAAAGUGAAGGAUUUCGCGCGAGAAAACGGCGUCAAAGUCAUGUGCACGGACUCUCCACCUGAAGGUUGUUGUCUACACUUCUCCGAGUUAACCCAAUCCGACGAGAACGACAUACCGGCGGUGAAGAUCAACCCCCAUGAUGCCGUAGCGUUGCCAUACUCAUCAGGGACGACAGGUCUUCCGAAAGGUGUGAUGUUAACUCACAAGGGUUUGGUGACCAGUGUAGCUCAACAAGUUGACGGAGAAAAUCCUAAUCUGUAUUUUCAUAGUGAAGAUGUGAUCAUGUGUGUUUUGCCAUUGUUUCACAUAUACUCUCUUAACUCGGUGCUUCUCUGUGCCCUCCGAGUCGGUGCAUCGAUUCUGAUCAUGCAGAAAUUCGAGAUCAAUUCGUUAUUGGAACUUGUCCAAAAAUAUAAAGUGACAAUUGCACCGUUCGUCCCUCCGAUCGUCCUGGCCAUCGCAAAAAGUCCUGUCGUCGAUAAAUACGAUCUUUCUUCAAUCCGAACAGUCAUGUCCGGUGCUGCUCCCAUGGGGAAGGAGCUUGAAGAUACAGUUAGGGCUAAGCUUCCUAAUGCCAAACUUGGACAGGGUUAUGGGAUGACAGAGGCAGGACCAGUGCUGUCAAUGUGCUUGGCAUUUGCCAAAGAACCCUUCGAGAUAAAAUCAGGAUCAUGUGGGACUGUCGUUAGAAAUGCUGAGAUGAAGAUUGUCGAUCCCGACACUGGCGCUUCUCUUCCCCGGAAUCAAGCCGGAGAAAUUUGCAUCAGAGGCAACCAGAUCAUGAAAGGUUACCUUAAUGACCCGGAGGCCACGGAAAGAACAAUAGACAAAGAGGGGUGGUUGCACACAGGUGACAUUGGGUACAUUGACGACGAUGAUGAGCUCUUUAUUGUUGAUCGAUUGAAGGAAUUGAUCAAGUACAAAGGCUUCCAAGUUGCCCCAGCUGAGCUAGAAGCCAUGUUAAUUGCUCAUCCCAACAUUUCUGAUGCAGCCGUUGUACCCAUGAAGAAUGAGGCUGCAGGAGAGGUACCAGUCGCUUUCGUGGUGAGGGCAAAUGGCUCCAAAAUCACCGAGGAUGAUAUCAAGCAGUACAUCUCAAAACAGGUGGUUUUCUACAAGAGAAUCAAUCGAGUCUUCUUUACAGACUCAAUUCCUAAAGCUCCAUCAGGUAAAAUCCUCAGAAAAGACCUAAGAGCAAACCUCGCGGCUGGCUUCCCCAAUUAGUCCUCUUGAGACAGGUCCACAUACAAGGCAAGUUUUCACACUAGAGGGCACAAGGUGGUUGGUUAUACCGUAAAGAUGAGGGGGAGAAAAUGUAAUUUGAUUUAUUACUCUUUGGUGAUUCUCCUGUCCUUUGUAUUGCAUUAGCAUUUGUGUUGCUCGUUGGAAAGAAAGAGUGUUGAGGUCUUUAAUGAGAUUUGCUAUUGUUUAUGUAUAUGUUGUUGUAUUAUGGACAAUUCAAUAUGCUGUAAGGCUGUUUGGGGUUUGACCUCUGAGACAACGUUGUUUUCUCUUUUGUGUUUGUAAGUCUAAAGUUGUAAUAUUAUUUAAUUUUAUUUGAUUGGAGCAUGCUCAACCUCAAUAUUAUUUUA
This is a messenger RNA of Ilex paraguariensis (yerba mate), 2122 nucleotides long. Lineage: Eukaryota; Viridiplantae; Streptophyta; Magnoliopsida; Aquifoliales; Aquifoliaceae. The record is from the annotation of a GenBank genome assembly.